Ustilago hordei is the source of this 807-nucleotide messenger RNA. RefSeq lists its product as uncharacterized. Gene Ontology annotation, biological process: inositol phosphoceramide metabolic process. Gene Ontology annotation, cellular component: inositol phosphoceramide synthase complex; Golgi membrane. Bases 1 to 807 code for a protein of 268 amino acids. The record is from RefSeq and is a predicted model, not a curated record. The transcript has a single exon. Gene Ontology annotation, molecular function: inositol phosphoceramide synthase regulator activity. NCBI's taxonomy places the organism in Eukaryota, Fungi, Basidiomycota, Ustilaginomycetes, Ustilaginales, Ustilaginaceae.
AUGUCGCGGCUUUAUUUACGGCUACCGAGCAUGCCGUCGUUUCAUCAUGCCAUUACAUCCUUUCUAGGCUUCAUGGAUCUCAAGAUCGGCGCAUCCAUCUUGACCCUCUUCGCACUCUUCAACAAGACAGCAGGUAUAUACGGCAUCCUCGCGGUUUUCCAAGGAGGCACCUUCUCCCAAGUAGCUCUCUACGUCUACUCAAUAGCGACCAUCGUUUUGUUCCUGUGGGGCUUGAAAGGCAUAUCCGACGAAGAGGCACAACAUGUGCUCACCUAUGCUCACCUCUUCACACUCGACCACAUGGUCUCCACCUUCUGGACGCUCCUCUUCACCUUCAACUGGUGGUAUUUCACACCUCACGAUGGUCAGCCUACGACCAAUCAAUCCUCGCACCAAACUGGGCUGAUGGACCUCAUCGAAACCAUCGAGUCGCAAUACAGAACACCAGAGCAAAUGGCACAGCUCCACCACGAUAAGCUGACACCAGAACAGCGCAAGAUCAGUGCACAACGUAUCUGGAAGGAGGAAAAAGACUUCUCUGCAGCUGUCUUGAUACUGGGAUGGCUGGUGAAGAUCUAUUUUGCGCUGGUGCUCUACUCGUACGCAUUACAUUUGCGUCAUGGCACGUAUCGCGCCUUGCCAUUAUCGAAAGCCUCAUCCAAUUCUGCAGCAACGCGUUCGGGCGCUGGUCGUUCCGAGUAUCGCUACCACCCUGUUGUCGAGCAAGAGGAAUUGGAGAACUGGAGCGAUGACGGUGAAGCAGAUGGAGAUGCGCAAGCAGCCAAAGGAAAUGGCACAACGACAUAG